Molecule: messenger RNA, 1092 nt
Organism: Aureococcus anophagefferens
Lineage: Eukaryota; Pelagophyceae; Pelagomonadales; Pelagomonadaceae
Exons: 2
Biological process (GO): microtubule-based movement
Molecular function (GO): microtubule binding; ATP binding; microtubule motor activity
Source: RefSeq, a predicted model, not a curated record
UCGAGCGCCAUGGCCGAGCGCCAGAUGCGCGUCUGCGUGCGCGUGCGCCCGCUCACGGCGUCGGAGCACCUCGAGGGCGACGAGGCGUGGCUGCUCGAGGGCACGAGCCGCAUCACGGAGCGCGACGUCGGCGAGAAGAACCGGUGCGCGCGCAGUUUCAACUUCGACCGCGUCUUCCCCGCGCCGAGCCUCAACGACGCCGUCUACGAGAGCAUGGGCCGCGAGAUCGUGAACGACGCGAUGCGGGGCUACCACGGCGCGAUCGUCGCCUACGGCCAGACGGCGACGGGCAAGACGCACACGAUGCAGGGCACGCCGACGUCGCCGGGUUUGAUCCCCCUGGCCAUCGAGGAGGCCUUCAACCACAUCGCCGGCGCGUCCCAGGAGCGCGAGUACGCGCUCCGCGUGUCCUAUUUGGAGGUCUACAACGAGACGAUCCGCGACCUCCUCUACGACGAGACCUUGGACGACCCCGGCGAGCCGCCGAGCCGCUGGGGCGGCGCGGCGCUGCGGCCGCGGGACCCCAAGCCGCGAAAACCGCCGCCGAUCCGCCUCGUCGACGACGCGAAGCGCGGCGUCACGCGGCUCCAGGGCAUCCGCGAGGUCUCCGUGGCGUCCGUGGGCGACGUCUUCGACACCAUCGUCGAGGGCGAGGCGCGGCGCGCCGUCGGCGAGACGGAGUUCAACUCGCGGUCCUCGCGGAGCCACGCGAUUUUACGAUUGACGAUCGAGUCGUCCGCGCGCCGCGGCGCGGGCGACCGGCGCGCCGCGGACCUGAGCGUGCUCACGAGCACGCUGAGCUUCGUGGAUUUGGCCGGGUCCGAGCGCUGCCCCGAGGCGUCGGCGCCCGCGCGCGUCAAGGAGGGCGCGUACAUCAACAAGAGCCUGCACCUGUGCCGGAAACAACCGCUCAGCGCGGGCGCGACCAAGGCGGACCACGUGCCCUACCGCGACAGCAAGCUGACGCGCUUGUUGCGGCCGGCCCUCGGCGGCAAGGCGCGCGUGGCCCUCGUGUGCACCGCGUCGCUCGCGGCGUCGGCGGCCGAGGAGACGGCGCACACGCUCAAGUUCGCCCAGCGCGCGAAGAAGGUC